CCAAAAUGGGUAAACAAAGGCCCUUUCAAAGGAAGAUAUGUAAAAAUGAAGGAAAAGGAAGCUGAUUUUUGGAGAUCCUUCGUUGACAGAUACUUAAAACCUUUAGAAAGAGACCCUGCAAAAGAAGACAAAGUAAAGGAACAAUUGAGGGAGUUGAGAAAUAAUGUUUGUGGAGGGAUGGCUCUUGUUAACCUACUUUGGAUUGCUGUGAACUUCAUGUUUCAGUUACGGAGUCCUGCAGUGGUUACUUUUAAACUCCCAAUAAACAGUGAGGAUGACGAAGUCGAGAAUUACGAGAUGAGAAUCGAAUUUCUGGGUCUGCUGUUUAUUGGGUUUUUCCUUAUCAUUCUUAUGAUACAGUUUUGCGGCAUGGUUAUGCACAGAUGGGGUACAUUUUUGCAUCUUGUUGCCAUCACAGAACUUCCAAAUCCUUUCAAAAGACAAAUGAAACCAGAUCUUCAUUCCAAUAUUUUUGAAACUUAUGAGCUCGCAAAAGAGGAAAAUCAGGAAAUGCAAGAAAUUCCAGAAUAUGAUAGACAGGAGGAGGAAAACGAAUAUUUAGAACAAUUUGAACAUCUUACAAGAAACAG
Messenger RNA from Saccostrea cuccullata (small rock oyster), 590 nucleotides. RefSeq names its product chitin synthase-like. Gene Ontology annotation, cellular component: cell periphery; cell septum. Gene Ontology annotation, molecular function: chitin synthase activity. The annotation marks the transcript as partial. The transcript has 4 exons. The record is from RefSeq and is a predicted model, not a curated record. NCBI's taxonomy places the organism in Eukaryota, Metazoa, Mollusca, Bivalvia, Ostreida, Ostreidae.